This is a messenger RNA of Guillardia theta CCMP2712, 819 nucleotides long. RefSeq lists its product as hypothetical. Gene Ontology annotation, molecular function: protein binding. The record is from RefSeq and is a predicted model, not a curated record. The transcript is spliced from 11 exons. NCBI's taxonomy places the organism in Eukaryota, Cryptophyceae, Pyrenomonadales, Geminigeraceae. Bases 1 to 819 code for a protein of 272 amino acids.
AUGGAAGAUUGUGAGCAAGCAUAUGGCAUUGGAGUGCAGUUUAAAGUCAGCGAGGGGAAAGCCGUGGUCUCUUAUAUCCGCGCUGACGGCCCGAGCUCCAACCUGGAUAUAGCCAUCGGGGAUGAGCUUCAAUCCGUUGACGGACAAAACAUCGAUGUCUCGCACUUCGACCAUGUAGCUGUGCUCAUCCGAGGCAGCCAAGGCACGCAGGUCCGACUCACAUUGAAGCGUGAUGGAGAGAAGAAGGAGGUGGUUGCUACCAGAUCUGUCCAGCUCUCUACCAAGAUGUAUACGAGCAGACCAAUGCUCGCCUGUCAGGUCCCUACCGAAGACGACGAGGAAGGCAGCGACACGAGACGAAGGUUGCUGCAGUCAAGGAAUCCGAGGCCGCUAUCAAGUUUGCCCAACAAUGAGGAGUACGGCAACACGACCUGGAUGCCCGACUCGAAGCAUGACAAGAAGAAGCAUGGCAGCAGAUCGAUGGAGAGAAGUGAAGACAAUGACGGUAUCGACGUCCUCAAGAAGAAGUGCAACUAUCUCAACAGGGAGAACAAGAUUCUCACAGACGAGCUUGCUUCUGAGCUCUCUGUACUUGAUACAGCGGCUCGGAAGCAGCUGCUCAAGACGCUGCAGGAUGAAGACAAGAAUCCCUGGAGCAACCUGCUCGGAUCGAUCGGGCAGAAGGAGAACCAGAACAUGCCGACGAAGGACCAUUGGGCCCAAGAAAGCAUGUCUUCUCCAACGAUGGAAGCGAUUCCUUGGUACGAACGAGUUUUCACAUGCGGGAAGCGUUUUCCGGAUUUCGUUGUCAAGAAUUGA